CCCUCACACUCUACUACGCCAACCUCAAAACAGUCCAAACCUUUUUGUCUUCAGAACAGGUGACAAGUUAUCUUGGCAGGAACUUUACACACACAAAGGAUACAUAUCAACCGGCCCCGUUCCCUAUGGUUCACAAACAUUUCACGGUCAAGCAAUACAGUCGUUGGAGACACAUUACCAGUAUUCAACCGAAGACCACAAUUCUGGGCAUAUUUAGCAGGGCCCAAUGCCCUCAACUUCAUCAAAGUGAAAUGGAACGCCAUCACUCGCCAGCUGAUUACAG
Acaulospora morrowiae is the source of this 283-nucleotide messenger RNA. NCBI's taxonomy places the organism in Eukaryota, Fungi, Glomeromycota, Glomeromycetes, Diversisporales, Acaulosporaceae. The record is from the annotation of a GenBank genome assembly.